Biomphalaria glabrata is the source of this 5704-nucleotide messenger RNA. RefSeq lists its product as uncharacterized. The transcript has 9 exons. NCBI's taxonomy places the organism in Eukaryota, Metazoa, Mollusca, Gastropoda, Planorbidae. The record is from RefSeq and is a predicted model, not a curated record. The coding region runs from base 202 to 1458 and encodes 418 amino acids.
UAUAACAUUAGAGGCCUCUAUGACAACAGAAGAAAUAUUUUCUAACAAAAUUCUUGUUAUUUCCAUCAGCUACCCUAUUUAGAAUGUAGUUUUAGUCUUGAGGACUGUGUUUUUCAAAGGGACAUUUUUAAAUUUUUUAAUUCUGAUAGAAAACAAUUUGCGACUGAUGGCGGAAUGAGCUGACCUGCCUACACAUUUAGAAUGGGAUGUGGUGGCUACAGUAAGAUAACCAAACCAGAUGCAAAUGGAGCCGUCAACCGUAAAAUCACCAAAGACCAAGUCCAUGUUGACCUGGGAAACAAGGUCAAGGUUAAUGAGAAUGGUUCAACCAUCAUUUUUGUUUACGGAGGGCCCGGUUCCAAGAAAGGCAGACUGGUUUCAGAACUGGCGGAAGUGUUUGACUUCACGUUCAUCAAUGUGGAGAAGCUGAUGUUGCAGAAGCUCACAGAACACAGACAGGAAGUAGAUCAGAAAGAUCAAGGGGACAGGAAGGAGUCGGUACAAGAGUUGAAGAAAAUGCUAGAGGAUGACCCCUCUACUAUAUCAUUAUCUUGGAUUCUCCGGGAAGUGACAGCAGUGGUGGAUACUAACCCAAAAGGUCGUUAUCUGGUGGAUAUGAUGCCUAACUUAAAGUACAUCAUUCGGACUGCUAAUUUCUCACAAGACUGCUCCAGUAACAUGGCUGUGUUUGAAAAAAAAUAUCCAGUAUCCUUUAGUUUGUACUUCUCUAUGAUCUCAAACGGUAAAACUAAAGGAGCGAAAAAAGUAGAAGAAGUAGUUAAAGAGGAGAAAGAAGAAGAGAAGCCAGGUUUUCAAACAGACGAGGUGGACUUGUCCAGGACUAAGAGAAGAGCUCUUAUGUUUGAAAACAGUGUCAAAUCGUUUUUAGACUAUUUUGAGAAGUCUGAUCGGCUAAUGUUGGUUGAUGCUUCCUGCAAAAACGCUGAUGUAAUUUCCAGCAAGGUUUGUGAAGUUUUCAGCCAGCUAGGUCUCCGCAAUUUAAAAUUAGUCAACACAGUUCUAAUAUUUAUAUUUGAUAGCAAAGUUGUUGACUUUGAGUUGCUUCAAGAGCAUGAUGUAGAGUAUAUUCGCCUUGAAGAGCCAGGAACUAAAUUGUCUGUUGCCACUUUAGAUGAAGCCAUCAAAAGUUUUGUGAAUACUUUAAAUCACAAAGAGCAUAAAACUUUUGUCAUUGAUCUGAGUGCUACAGAGAUUACCAAAAAUACUCCUGUACAGGUUGAAAAGACCUCAAUCGUAUUUGUGAAUGAAGCAUCACUGGACCAUUACUUUGAUUUGCCUGGUUGUACGGGAAUGUUCAAAACUGUUUCAUCUUUAGAAAAUGCCGUCUGCAUCUUCCCAGCAGACACAGAACAGAGCCUAUGUAAAAAAAUUGCAAUUGCUUUCAACAAUGAAUUCAGUGUCUCUAGGGACAUAGGUGAAAGUCAUGAGCAUUCUUAGUUCAACUAAAACAAAACUUCUAAAGCAAAGAGUUCAGCAUAUAAUAGAUCUUUUUAUUGUCCAUCAUAAUCCUAAGGGACAUAAUUAUAUAUUUUAUAAAUUUACAGAUUUUAUCAUCAUCUCCACAUUAUUAAAACAGUUUGGAUUAAAAAAUAACUUUUUUUACCAAAACUAAUUGAUCAACAUUAACACACGCAAUACGAUUUCAUCAAUUUUUUUUUUUUUAAUUUAAGUGAGAAAACGUAUAGAUAUCUUCUUUUUCCUUUUUCUCCACAAUUUUUUUUUAUCACUUAUCACUCCCUAAAGAAUGUAUAUAUCAAUACAAUUCACAUUUUUUUUAAAAUUCAACUUGUUAAAAAAUUGUAUAUAGUUCACCUUUUUUUUGUUAUUUAUUUUUUAAGCCUUUCACUAGAGUAUCAUCCUAUAAAUGUUUCUUUUUUUAAGAAAAAAACAUCAAAAAUUCUCUGAAAAGUUCCAAAGUUCUAAUUGGAAAUACAGUGGGUUCUCUAUGUAGUUAAGAAUCAUGCAUAACCAAUGCUUUGUGUAGUGAAGAUUCUGUGUUAUGAACUUAUGGAAUCAAAACAACAUAACACUCGGAAUGAAUGGUCUAGCUUCCUGAUAGGGAGAAGGAGAAAAAUGAAUGCAUUUUUAAAUUAUAUUGACCUUUGGAAACAAUGGAAGAAAAUUCUGAAAAUGUAAAACUAAUUUGAAUAUUUGAAGAUAAGUUGUUUACAGUUUGUCCACAGUAUAUGCUUAAGGAAAGAAAAAUUCUUGAAAGCAUUAUGCUUUUAUCUUUGUCUUAAGGAAAAGCAGUCUAGUCAGAAUUUCUAUACUAAUUUAAUAACUUAUACAAUCUAGUCAGAAGUUGUCAACAGAUUUAUAGCUUGAAAUCUAGUCAGUGGCUCUCAACGGCGUCAUAGCUUCAACCGUGUAGUCAGUGGUUCUCAACAGCUAUAUAGCAUCCAAAAUCUAGGCAGUGGUUCUCGACAGAUUCAUAGCUUGAUAAAUCUAGUCAGUGGCUCUCAACGGCGUCAUAGCUUCAACCGUGUAGUCAGCGGUUUUCAACAGCUAUAUAGCAUCCAAAAUCUAGGCAGUGGUUCUCGACAGAUUCAUAGCUUGAUAAAUCUAGUCAGUGGCUCUCAACAGUGUCAUAGCUUCAACUGUGUAGUCAGUGGUUCUCAACAGCUAUAUAGCAUCCAAAAUCUAGGCAGUGGUUCUCGACAGAUUUAUAGCCUAGUCAGGUCUGUUGUGCUCAAAAGUUGUAUAGUUUAAAUAAGUCAAUUCAUCUGAGCUUCUCUAAUAUUUGAAAUAUUGUUUUAUUUUUAAAUUUAUUCAUCUAUUUAUAUCCAAUUUUUUAAAAUUAUGUUUUUUUAAGUCACCAUGACAAAAUAGUCAAGUGCUAGGCAUCUAAAUCAUGGGUUUUCAAAUGCAAAUCUUUUUCAAUGCAAGCAUUCAAAUGCACAGCAUUAGGGGGUCAAUCCCCAUUAAAUCUAUUAAACACCUGAACAUUACUUUAAUAAAUGAGUUUGGUUAUUGCGCUGAUCAUUUGACAUUGCUAACAGUCGACUAUUGAAACUGAGGGUUGGGCGGUAAGCCCAGACAGCUAGUCCAACCAACUAGGCUUAACUUAGCUUAACUCUUUCUCUCCUAACCGACUAUACCAACGUUGAUUCCAUCAGAAUGUGGUAAAUAAUUACGGAGAGAAAGAGUUAACUUUCCAACAAAUCUUGAAUAUAGCUUGGAAAACUUCUUUUUUUUUAAAAGCAAAAUAAACUUGACUUUUAUCCAAGGAUAUUUACAACUUUCAGUUCAGUGGUAGAUACAUGUAGAAACACAUAUGGAAUAACAAACUUUUGAGUGAUUUUGGGAUAUAUAUAUUGUAACUCACUUCAGAACUACUGCUUUUGCCAUGCUGUAUAACGUAACACACACGUAAUACACAUGUGGUUCUGUCUCUCCUUUUUCAAACUUCAACUGACUUAUUCUAUGCAUUUUUUAUUGCUUACGUGUAGGGCAACUUUCAUGCUUAUAGCUUGCUCAGAGCGCCAUGCUUUAAUCUGUUAUUGUGGGGUUAGGGGGUAUCAGGGAGAAGGUUUCUGUGCUCCAUUUAGGCAUUUAGCAAACAUAACUUUCAGGAUUUGAACUUCGGCCCCCUUGAUAGAUAGCCAAGUGGUUUUUGACACUCAACCACUCAUCUGAUGUGUUCACCCAUUUGUUAUUCUCUCAUCUGGAUCAAUUGUAUUCAAAUGUUUUGUCAGAAUUUUUCAGUCAAUAUAAAUAUGCACACACACAGACACUAUAACAAAAAACCUAAAUAUUUUCUUAUAUUUGUAUUGUAAGUGUUGAAGCAGUUACUAUAUAUAUCUGUAUGAAAUUAAGAAUUUUAGGGUGUUAAAAUUGCAAUUCUGAAGUAACAUCCUAUACAAGUAAAACAGACAAAAAACAUAAAUAAUGGCUCAUUAUAAAUUCAGAUUUAAAAAAAAAAAAAAGAAAAUAUGUUAAUUUUGGAUUGCAUAGAGAUAUUUUUUGUUUAAUGCCUAAUGUAAAGGAAAAUAAGCAAUUGUAUUUCCUUCUCUGACACAAGUUGUUUUUUUUUUUAUGCACAAGUUUAUUUUUUAACUAACCAUGUGGCUUCUGACAGUUAACUUAAGAGUUUGUGAAUUCGAAAUCAUUUUGUAACAUUCUUUAGGAGCUAAAUUGUAUUAGUGAUCUAUUUAGGAUCUAACAUUUUAUUUAAAAAAAAACUCUCUUUAUGUAUAUAUUAGCUCAGGUGGUUCGAUGAUAAACUAUUUCAAUAUCCAUAGUAGAUAAAUAAUUUAAUUAUGCAAAAAAAAAAUUGGGGGAAACUCAAUCAAAUCUGUACAAUAAUUCAUGACUUUGUUACGAAUCAGUUCAAUAGUUUAAAAUAGGCAGUUCUUCACAGGGCCUUUGUAUUCAGCACUUUGCUUGACAUUGUCCAAACCACUUCUUGACAUACUUCAUUCAUCUUCAGUAUUUUCAAAUCAAUUUUUAAUCUUUAUAAAAGAAAUGUAUUCGAGAAUUCAUUUUUUUAUUUCUUACAAGUGUGAAUGUUUUCAGCUCAGAGAAUGCUGGGUAAAUUUGAAUGAUACAAUUUUCGUAGUACACCAAAAUAUUAAUACAGUUAGAGGCUCUUGUGUAAAACCUACUUAUAUUUUAACUUCCCAGAAAUAUAUAAAAAAAAAAAGAAAGCUUUAUUUUUACUUUUGGCUUCUAUUUUCUAUGGCAUUGAAUUAUCAUCUAAUUGGUUAGUGUCAGUGUGUGUGUGUGUUUAGUUGUAUGAAGUUCAACUUGAGGUCACUUGGAACCAAGGACCAUCAUUCUUGCCGAUAGUUCAAAAUUAGGGAAACUUCAUUUUGAAAUCAGGUGUAAAAAGGCAGAGUGAAAGCUAGUGAGUCAUGAGAUGUGUCGAGCGAUAAUCCACUUGUUCAAAGUGAUUAGAUGAGAUUUAUAACCUGACAUUAAUUUGCUCACAAAUGUAUAACUAAUGUUUCUAUCACAACUUUUGAAAGAAAUGAGAAGCAGUAAAAUUAUAAGAAAAAUAUAAGAAUAUAUAAUAUAUAAAUAUAAAAUUUAUAAAAUUAUAAGAAAACUGUUGUUGAUUGUUUUGGGGAAGAAGCAUGUAGAUGGUAAAUAAAAAAAGCUUUUUUUUUUGUUGUUGUGUUUGUUGAAAUAACCUUUGAACAAAACCAAGGUUUUCACGUCUUUUAGUUUUUCAUAUUAAUGAAAAAAAAUAUGCAGUUUGAAUUUUCAAUUUACCAAAGUUUAUUUAUAAAAAUUAGGCGACAGAAUUGAAACAAUUUAUGUAAAAAUGCUGUUGAUUGUUUUGGGGAAGAAGUUAAUACUAGAAGUAAUUUGAUUUUUUCACUAAAAAUAACAAAAAAAUCGUUCUGAAAAGAUUGUCCAUACAAUACAAAACAUUUCAAAUCUAUCAUUUUUUUUACUUGUUAAGCUCUGUUGUAUCUGUGGAUCAAAUUUUUUUGUUGCUUUGUUUAGUCUGAGGAAACUUUUUUAUUUUAUCGUCAGUAGUUUCAGACUACUAUGUUAUAACUCCUUUCUCCUGAGACAACGUAUCUCCAGACUAAUAUGUUAUGAUAUGUCUCCUGAGACAGGGUAUCGCCAGACUCAUAUGUUAUGAUAUGACUCGUGUCUCCUUAAACUAAUAUGUUAUGAUACACUGUAGUCACAGACUCCACUUGUAAUAAAAAGAAAAAGAAAUUGAAUCCAA